Messenger RNA from Lycium ferocissimum, 2758 nucleotides. Its product is annotated as mitogen-activated protein kinase 15. Lineage: Eukaryota; Viridiplantae; Streptophyta; Magnoliopsida; Solanales; Solanaceae. The record is from RefSeq and is a predicted model, not a curated record. Gene Ontology annotation, molecular function: ATP binding; MAP kinase activity. The transcript has 10 exons. Gene Ontology annotation, cellular component: cytoplasm; nucleus. Bases 556 to 2259 code for a protein of 567 amino acids. Gene Ontology annotation, biological process: protein phosphorylation; intracellular signal transduction.
AAUUUUCCUAUUUCCCUUUUCUCUCACAAAACUUGAACAAACAGUAUACCAUUUCUCAAAGAUAUUCUUUUUCUCUAUCUGGUUGUUUCCAAGAUCUGAUUUUUACUCAAUUUAUCUCACUAAAAAUUGAAUCUUUUCAUAGUUAUUUUCAGUUUUCAACCUUAGCAUUGUUGUACAUGCAUUAGAGAUCAUCAACAACUGUUGUUUGUUGAGUUUUUUAUAUAAGUACUUUCAUUUCAAGCUAUACCCCAAAUUUGUUGUCAUAUAGUGCUGCUUAUAAACUCUAUUUUACUCAUAUUUGGAUCUUGAAAUCUGAAUAAAGUUUUCAUCUUUGCCCUUGUUGCCUGUUCCUAAGAUUUGGGGUUGUUUCUUGGGGUUUUUACUGCAAGAUUUUUGGUGGUUCUUGUUUGAAUCUGAUAAUUUUUUAGGAUACUUUUGGUAUUUUUUGAUACAUAGGGUUGAAGUCAACUUUCUUGAGCUAAUUUUGUGAUAAGAGUCUUUCCCUCUGCUUAUUGAUAGUUGUGGUUUGUGUUUUUGAUGCUUGCCACUUGAAGUAUGCAGCCUGAUCAGCGAAAAAAAGGGUCUGGAGAUGUAGAUUUCUUUACUGAAUAUGGUGAAGGGAGCCGAUACAAGAUAGAGGAAGUGAUUGGCAAAGGUAGCUAUGGUGUAGUCUGCUCUGCAUUUGAUACCCAUCUAGGGGAAAAAGUUGCAAUCAAGAAGAUAAAUGACAUCUUUGAACAUGUCUCUGAUGCCACCCGUAUCCUUCGUGAGAUCAAGCUUCUUAGGCUUCUUCGUCAUCCAGAUAUAGUGGAAAUCAAGCAUAUUUUGUUACCUCCUUCUCGGAGGGAAUUCAAGGAUAUUUAUGUUGUCUUUGAACUCAUGGAAUCUGAUUUGCAUCAAGUCAUUAAAGCAAAUGAUGAUCUGACGCCGGAACAUUAUCAAUUUUUCCUUUAUCAGCUUCUUCGAGGGCUAAAAUAUAUACACACAGCCAAUGUCUUUCACCGUGACCUGAAACCCAAAAAUAUAUUAGCAAAUGCCGACUGCAAGCUUAAGAUCUGUGACUUUGGUCUUGCAAGAGUGGCCUUCAAUGAUACUCCAACAGCUAUAUUUUGGACUGAUUAUGUUGCCACGAGGUGGUAUAGGGCUCCCGAAUUGUGUGGAUCUUUUUUCUCUAAGUAUACACCAGCAAUUGAUAUAUGGAGCAUUGGAUGCAUAUUUGCAGAACUAUUAACUGGGAAGCCUCUCUUUCCGGGUAAAAAUGUGGUGCACCAAUUAGACUUGAUGACCGAUCUGUUGGGCACACCAUCUCCAGAAUCCAUUGCCAGGAUAAGAAAUGAAAAGGCUCGGAGGUAUUUGAGCAGUAUGCGUAAGAAAAAGCCUGUACCUUUCACCCAUAAAUUUCCACAUGCAGACCCCCUUGCACUUCGUUUGCUAGAAAGGAUGCUUGCUUUUGAUCCUAAGGAUCGUCCUACUGCAGAAGAGGCACUUGCAGAUCCAUAUUUCAGAAAUCUGGCCAAAGUGGAAAGAGAACCUUCUGCCCAACCAGUUACAAAAAUGGAGUUUGAAUUUGAAAGGCGAAGGAUAACAAAGGAGGAUGUGAGGGAGCUAAUAUACAGAGAAAUUCUUGAAUACCACCCACAGAUGUUACAGGAGUUCUUAGAGGGGCAAGAACCGACAGGUUUCAUGUAUCCGAGUGCUGUUGACAAAUUCAAGAAACAAUUUGCAUAUCUUGAAGAGCAUUAUGGCAAAGGAGGAGCUGCUGCUCCGCCUGAGAGGCAGCACUCAUCAUCCCUACCGAGAUGCAGGCCUUGUGUAUUAUAUUCAGAUAAUUCAGUGCAAAAUCCAGUUGAAGUUGCAAAUGAUCUUUCUAAGUGCUCUAUCAAAGAAGAUGAGAAACCACAUGCAGACCGGAGUUCAAUGAUCCCCAUGACAAGGCUGCCUCUCCAAGUUCCUCAGAAUGUUCAAGGUGGUGCUGCAAGACCUGGGAGGGUGGUUAGUUCAGUGUUGCGCUACAACAACUGUGGAGCAGCAGCGACAGCAGCAGAAGUCAUUGAACAGCGAAGAAUUACACGGAACCCCGGCGGUUCAGCUCAGUAUCCUAUUUCCAAUACUUCAUACCCUAGAAGACAUCCCAGCUGUAAAAAUGAAAGGGGUGAAGAGAGUACUGAAGUUUCCAACGGGGUGCAGCCAAAACCUGAACAGUACAUGGCAAGAAAAGUUGCUGCAGCGCCAGGUGGACCUGGUAGUCAAUGGUAUUAAAUUUGGGAUCUCCGAUCAACCAUGUAACACUCAGCUUUCCAGUUUAGACAUUCCAUAAGGAUGGUUCUCAUAAAACGUACCAUAUUAAAAGCUAAUUUGACUGUCAGCCAUAAUUUCUCAGACUUAGGCGAAGUUCAAGAUCGCUUGGUAAUUGACGCAGGCACGUGAACUUGAAGAAUCCCAGUGCGAUUUUGGUUGGUUCAGACAUCUAUGUACAACUCGUUACUUAUAUUCCUCCUCCGGAGUUUAAAAGGUUUGGUAUGGAUUCUCCUCCAUGGCAACUCUUGUUCUGCGAUCGUGAUAGAAAUGGAAGCACUGAUAAAGAUGGUUGUUGGUAGCUGAUGACAUGAAUCUCUGUUCUUUUCCCCUCUCCCUUCAUUCUUUGCGGACAAACUGUUGACAUGCUUUAUACUUAUGUUAUGACUAAGACAUUGAUGAUCUUAACGUGUAACCUGUAAACAUUCUUUAUUUAAAUAAGGACCUCCGUGUUUCUGAUCUU